Molecule: messenger RNA, 622 nt
Organism: Trichoderma virens Gv29-8
Lineage: Eukaryota; Fungi; Ascomycota; Sordariomycetes; Hypocreales; Hypocreaceae
Exons: 1
Coding region: 308-541 (77 amino acids)
Source: RefSeq, a predicted model, not a curated record
AUCAGCCACCUUGCAACGCUCAGCCAAGACCUUAUACUCCAGUGGACUAAAGGAGCCAUUGUUAUCAUUGCUUAAUAAAGUUCAUGAUGCUUUGUUGACUUUUGGCCAACAGAAAUUACAAGAACAGUGCUGGGAGUUACCUCCAUAUAUAAAAGAUCAGUCCGCAAAAGAAGAUCUUGAUAAAGAUAACCCACUCUGUGCAGCAUGUUGGUAUGCUGCAAGUAUCCACCUGAAUUCUCUCGAACGUGGUAUACCUUUCUCAUCUGACGACAACCAGAUACUUUUGGAAAAGCUACGAUCCUGUAUUAUGCCCCUCCCUAAGGAUAACGACGGAGAGUUGGAGAGAGAAGUUUACAUAUGGCUGUGUUUUACAGGCGCUGCUGUUGCUAAGAGAGACAAGACAUGGUUUCUUGCUAAGGUUGGUCCCACAGUAAUGUCACUAAGUCAAAAGCAGAUGGAUAGCUUCAAGAGAGGGGUUAUUCAGUUUGCUUAUGUUGCCCAAAAACUGGAGAGGACAAGCUAUGGGGAAGUAGAAGUGUAGACUCAAAUUUCUACUGUAGUUGGCUGGAAAAUAUUUAUUGGCAAUUUGAAAUUAGAUGCAGUAUUAAAUUACUUAAGAAGC